CCGCGCGUCUCUCACGGUCUACGGCGGACCGAGUCGUCACCCUCGCUAAAGGGCGGCACACGCACGCUGGAGCGUGCGUUGGUGUAUAACGGGAUUUCCAGUGGCCGCGACGGCGCCGGUCACAACGCGGAAAGAGCUCGCCAUGCAAGCACUCGGCGUCUAUGCCGCCACUGUCGCGAAGCCGCCUAUCGUGAGUCCCUAACUUCAACAACAGCUAGAACUUCUCAAGAGUUGCCGGGACAAGUACCCGCCAGCAACGUCAUGCUUCUACACUGUUUCUGUUUCACGAGCGUUCAACAGAGACGGUAGCUCCUCCCUAGCUAAAGAGAUUUCAACGUUCCCGCCCGAGAAGCUGUAGUCCACCGAAGGAACGCCCGUCGAUCAAUCGUGUGACAGCUGCACCGCCAGUUGAUUUCAGCGAGGCUUGAAUCCUUAUUGAAUGUUGAGCGUGUCCGGUGCGCCGCUGUGCAAGGCGUGAUCUCCGUUGCCGCGUGUCGUUGAACCAUGAACGACUUUCCCUGACAAUGCCUGCCGAGUGCGUCGAAUCGUCGUCGACGUGCCCGCCCCCUGCCCUGGAACCUCUCUACUUGGGAGAACGGAGUCUUCCAGUUAGACUUUUGAUGUGAGCUAAGUCUGGACGUGUCAUUGACCGCGAAACACAGUUUGUCAGGCGGGAGUGUCGUUGUGUUUGUCUGCUUCGUGAUUCGAAAGAUUCUUGCCGCCAAUAAACACACGGGAAGUAUUUGAGACUGUGGCAACAGGCGGUUUCGGAACUGUGAAGUUCGUUGUCGAUGCUCGGGCCUCCCAUAUCAUGCUCUGUGUAAGAAAUCGAUGAGUGCUUGAGCGGAGUCGGCAACCAAGUAAUCUUCAAGCUGCGAGUGAGUGACGUUUCACUCGACCACCUGUCCGCGCUACAAGUGUCUGUAACCGACCGUCGGAAGCGCCAGUAUUGAAACACGAGCAACUUCACCGGUUGUUCCGCUACGUGGUGGACCGCCGCUUCCAGCUGAGUGCGACCUCCCCAAUCCGGUUUUCUGAUGGUACACGUGUGUGCAAAGCCGCCGUGUUGCUUUUCAUUCAACGAGUGUGCGACGUAAAAAGCAAAGGAAAAGCCGAGGAUGCAAACCGGACUUUCCCGCCAACGCUGUGAAAGUGGGUCGCGCCGUGAGCGCCAACGAGCCGAGAGUUCGCGACAACGCAGCGAGGUGGAGCCACUGCCGUUGAGUCUCGAUGCUGCGUCUGGCAUCGUCUGCUUCGUGUAAACAACGAUCCACAUGCCGCGAGCGUUGCCGCAGGCGGAGACCGCCUCGCCGAAGUCGGCUCUCGAGCGCCGCGAGCGGACGUCGCUGCCCGUCGUGCUGGGGCUGUUCGCCGCUUCGACGUUCACGGACGUCAGCAAGAUGGUCUGCAGCUACUCGCUUCGCUACCACAACGACGGUGCGUACCCGAUGAACCAGUCGCUCGUGGUGGCGCUGACCGAGGUGCUCAAGUGCGUGCUAGUGGCCGUCGUGCACGUGGUCACGAGCGGCUCUCUGCGCAUGCGCCCAUCACUCAAGUUCCUGCUGCCCUCGCUCAUCUACAUGCUCACGAACAACAUAUUCUUCUUCGCGCUGCACUACGUCACGCCCGCAGUGUGGCUCGUGUUUGUCCAGUGCCGGAUCUUCCUCACGCUGCUCGUCUACAAGUACCCGUUCGGGAGACACGUGACCCGAGCGCAGUGGACUGCUGGCGCCCUCAUCGUGAUGGCCGUGGUGGGCAGCCAGGCGGACGCCCUGGUCAGCCAUGCGCGCUCCUCGUCAGUGGCCACGGCCCUGGCCCUGGCACUGCUCUGCGGGUCGCUAUCAACUGUGGCGGCUGUCUAUACAGAGUACUACUUUAAGAACGACAGUCGCACAAUCUGGGAGCAGCAGUUCCAGAUCUACUUCGGCACCGCCCUCAUCUCCGGCGCGGCUGCCUUGUUCUCCGCGGAGCAACUCGUCUGCACAGACGAGCUGACUGGCCACGUGCGGAAUUUCCUGGUCGCCACCGUGGUGUUCAGCGCCGCCUACGGUCUCUGCGUGGCGCUUGUUGUGACGCGGCUCGACAACGUGGUCAAGUACCACCUGUCGGCCACAUCCAGCCUGCUCAACGCGAUCGCCUCGGCCGCCCUGUUCCCGGACCAGUUCCGCGUCACGCCGGUUUACCUCGUCUCGUUCGGCGUGCUGAUGCUGGCCAUCUACCUUUACGAGAAGAAGAGCUUCACGCUGCCCGACUGCUUGGACCGCUGCCAUCAUGACAGCUUCCAGCGUCUCGGCCUGACGACAGUGUCGGUUACAGGCGAUGAGCCCGAUGACGGCAAGGACGCUGACGAGAAGGUGCCACUCGUAGAAUCGGAUCGAGCCUGACAGUGACUUUAUGCGGACAACCUAAGUCCUUUAUGGUGUUCUGUGACAUUAACGAUUCAUCCUGUUGUUAAUUCUGUUGUUCACUGGUCUUGUGCUGCUGGAUAACCAUUCACUGGCCUCUUUUAGUUGCAGAUUCAUCUUACUGAUAACCGAGUGGUACGGUGCCAGUAAGUGAUUGCGGAAGGGAGAAAUAGUGAUUACGCAUAUAUAAGAAACUCCGGCAACGAUAGACCUGGCGAAGAUGCUGACGCGAAUACGCUACUAAACGGAUAGGACCACGUCUCACGGCCUGCCUGUCACCAAACCGUUUUGCUGGUCAAGCCACCUGCGAUCGCCUGCGAAGUUUUGGCUUCUCCGCAACGCAGUGGGGCCCGUUUUGACCACGUGGUGGUGCUCGGCGAAUACCGGCACUCUCAAUACCCUCUUAGAAUGUGUAGUUAUAAAGCGAAGUACACCUAUGAAGAAGAAGCAUGUGCUUGCUGCGCUAAAGCUAGGGAAACGAUGGAACAUGUUUUAUUAGAAUGCGAAGAUAUCUACCCAGCUGUCGGUUUA
Dermacentor silvarum is the source of this 2936-nucleotide messenger RNA. RefSeq lists its product as uncharacterized. Gene Ontology annotation, biological process: pyrimidine nucleotide-sugar transmembrane transport. The coding region runs from base 1275 to 2384 and encodes 369 amino acids. Gene Ontology annotation, cellular component: Golgi membrane. The record is from RefSeq and is a predicted model, not a curated record. The transcript has 6 exons. NCBI's taxonomy places the organism in Eukaryota, Metazoa, Arthropoda, Arachnida, Ixodida, Ixodidae. Gene Ontology annotation, molecular function: pyrimidine nucleotide-sugar transmembrane transporter activity.